UACAAAUGUAUUUUUUCAUUACAUUAUUUACUCAUGAAAAAUAUACUGUUCUACAUCUGGUUAUUUUUUCAUUAUACUUUUUUGGUAGAUUUCUUGCUCCGCCUUCAUUUUGAUGAAACCAGUACAAGUCAAUUCAAUUCAUGACAGUCAAUUAAAAUGACUUGAACAAAAAUGUUCAUAGUCAUUUUAACGAAAUAUAUUUCGUAAUAGAGUUGCCAGUAGAGUAUAUUUUAAGAACAAUAAAUAGUUAACCCCUUGUGUGACAUUCAAGAUAAGAUAGCCUUCAUUUUAAAUUUGGAAAUAUACCCUUUUUUGUUUUGAUUUAUGCCAAAAAGUGAAAAAAGUGUCUAUCUAAUAAAAUGACUUUAAUCGGUUUGUCUCAAGUGGGAUGACAUUUGAGAGAAUAUAUUUCCAAAUGUUUAUUUCAAUGUAAACAUACACUGUUAUUGUCAUAAGUAUGUCCAUAUUAUAUACACAAAUCCGAAAACCGUGUACCGAUUAAACAAUAUAAUCUAGUACAGGUUAAAGUAAAAAAAAAUGAAAAAAGAAGUCGACUUUUAUGACGCGGAAUUCAGUUUUGACUUUAAACUGAUAACUACCAUGGAAACUUAAUUAAAAUCGAAGCGCAUGUGUAAUUUGUGUUAUAUAAACUGCUAUAUGCAUACUUAUGCAUAGAAUCAAUGGCGUGUUUGUGUUAAUUUUAUUCGUUUGACCGAAAUCGGAAUUAGUCAAAGAAAAAGUUGUCGUCUAUAGCUGCCGACGAUAACUUCUUUUCAUUGAUAAGAUAAGCCAGCGAAUUCAUCUCCGUCUUCCAAAUAUAAAAAAAUUGUAAAUCACAUCAAAUCAUUUUGGGCCAUUAACAUGGACAAGUCACACAGUUCACAAAGUUAUUCAAUGCUUCCACAACGUGUGGUACUUGCUAUCAUGGGUACUCUGGCAAUUGCCGUUUCAUAUACUAUUCGAUCAAGCUUACCAGUGGCUCUUACUGAAAUGGUCGUUCCAGUCAAUAAUACAAACAAUUUAGGACAACAAUUGAGAAACAGUACCAUACCACGGUACAACUGGACACAAUCACAACAACAAUGGGCUUUAUCAUCAUUUUAUAUUGGAUACGUUUUGGCCCAUAUUCCUGGUGGUCUGAUAGCCGAAAAAAUUGGCGGAAAAUGGAUUUGUUCGGGCGGUAUAUUAUUUAUGGCAUUUUUCAAUGGAAUCACACCAGUGGCUGUUGAAUGUGGCGGUGGAUUGUGGGCUUUGAUUGUUUUACGCAUAAUGGUGGGAGUUGGCGGCGGCACGACUUAUCCUGCUCUGAGUGUUAUGUUGGCGGCGUGGGUUCCGGAGAAAGAGAGAGGAAAAAUUGGCACAUUUGUAUUUGGAGGUGGUCAAAUUGGAUGUCUAUUAUCAUUCUUCUUCACUGGAUUGAUAUUAGAACACUAUGCAUGGGAUAAAGUUUUCUAUUUUUGGACUAUUGUGGCAGUCUUUUGGUUUGUGUUAUUCACUGUUUUGUGUUACAAUGAUCCAGAAUCACAUCCACGCAUACCCGAAAAGGAGCUUACUUAUCUCAAAUCAGAACUGGGUCAAACAAAGCGAAACGACGACUUACCACCGACGCCAUGGAAAUCCAUAAUAUUUAAUGUUCCAGUUAUUGCAAUGGCCAUUUGUUUGAUUGGGCAUGAUUGGAUAUUUUACAUUAUGUCGGCCGAUUUGCCAAAGUACCUAAAGGAUGUGUUGGAACUAAAAGUAAAAGAAAUUGGCCUUUAUUCGUCGAUGCCAUUUUUAUUGAUGUGGAUAGUAUCGUUGUUUUCGGGUUUUAUGUCCGAUUAUCUGGUUAAUCGAAAACUCGUGACAAUCACACAAGCUCGAAAAAUAUUUACAACCUUGGGCUCAGUAUUUCCGGCCAUUUUCCUUGUUGCCGCUUCAUAUGGUGGUUACAAUAGACCAAUUGUUAUAUUUCUUUUCACCAUUGUGAUGGGCUUCUUGGGAUGUUUUUUCUCAGGUGUUAAAGUCAAUGCAUUAGACUUGAGUCCAAAUUAUGCUGGCAGCUUAAUGGCAGUCACAAAUGGCCUUGCUGGCAUGGCUGGAGUAGUCGUAUUACCAAUCAUUGGCGUAUUGACGCCACAGUCAUCACUUGAACAAUGGAGAUUUGUGUUCUGGCUUACCUUUGUUGUCACCAUGCUGCGAACUAUUAUAUUUUUAAUUUUUGGAUCCGCAGAAAUACAGAAAUUUAAUAAUCCACGAAUCGAAUCACGAAAUCGAAUCACCCAUGUAGAUAGAAAAAGCAUUUUGUCAAAUAAGCUCAUACCGAGAUGAUAUCAAUUUCAUUGAUUGUUGCAUUAUGUACUUAUUUUGGUUAUUUAAAUAAUGAAUUUUUUUGUAUUCGAAGACGGCCAAGAAUUCAAAAAUACUCAAGAUUAAUGAAAAUAAAAGUAUUGAAUUCAAAAAAUAGUUCUAUUCUGAUGUAAAUUUUAAUUUAUUUUCAAUAUUAUGUAAUU
Messenger RNA from Contarinia nasturtii (swede midge), 2489 nucleotides. RefSeq names its product putative inorganic phosphate cotransporter. Lineage: Eukaryota; Metazoa; Arthropoda; Insecta; Diptera; Cecidomyiidae. Gene Ontology annotation, molecular function: transmembrane transporter activity. The transcript has 12 exons. The record is from RefSeq and is a predicted model, not a curated record. The coding region runs from base 862 to 2307 and encodes 481 amino acids. Gene Ontology annotation, biological process: monoatomic anion transport; transmembrane transport.